GUGGACCAAGGAUUAUCGUGUGCGACAUUGCGCCAAUCCUCAGGCCUCAGUCCAAUACCUACCCACUGCUACGACCACAAGGCUUUGGGUAAUCAGUCACCCACUCAGAAGCCAGUACCUUUGUACCCGGCACAGACCUUUUACCCUGUCUGCCCUGCCUGCCUUUGCCUCCCACGCCUGGCUUGCCUGCCCUGCCCACUUCAUCGAAGCACAGUGGCACUCGGUCAGAUUCUGUGCUCUGACCUUUCACCUUUCACCUUUCAGCCUCCAGUCCUCCCAGGCUACCACUGGCACCUUUUUAACUAGCACCAGCCAACUACCCACCAUACCACCCCAGCAACUUCUCUCUCCCGUCUCCUCCACCAACUUUGCACUUGCGUUGCCGCGACUGGCCCAUCAUUCCAGCGUCAUCCUCGCUACUGCUGCAUCCAUCCCUACACGUCUUCCGCGUCCUCUCCUGUCGCGAUCGCACCUCAUCGUCCUCUGUUGCACCUUGCAGAGACCGUGGGUUCAACCUCUGGAGCUACCAUCCUCUGCCAUCCUUGAUCACCGUCACCCCAUCCUGCUCUGUCACACCCACACCCUGGCAGCUUACGGAUGUACUGAUGCAAAGCCUGCGCAUCAACAUCAACACCACCAUCACCACAGCCGCCUUCAUCUCAUCCUUGAUCCCGCCUGGAGAUGUCCCUAUACCCUCCUACACGCCAACCCUUAAAUGCUCUUAACGGUAUCGCCGACAUGAACGAUGGCUCUGGCACAAUUAAUCCCGCGGCUUUGAACGCCACUGGUAUGCUUGUUUCCCUCCCGUCGCAUCACUUACUUGCUACCUUGUACUCGUAACACAUCUUCAUGCCCCUUUGAUUCGACAGCGCAUCCAUUCCCUUCUAUCCGUGCGCCUCUUGAUAACUUCGGUUCUAAUCCUGCCGCAUCACAGGGACGUUACGGCAAUCCUCUACCGAAGCCAACCCGCGUGGCAUCAAGCGCAGUCGCUCACCCGACCAGUAUGGUGAGCAUCAGCAAGUCGGCGAUGAUGGUCCUCGCAAACGAGGCCGACCUUCCAAGACACCUCGAACUUCUGGCGACUUCACCACUAAUGCCGACUCCCUACCAACUCCAUCCAGUCAAACUUCUCCAGACCUAAUCCAAACUCCAAAGAGUCAAUCCACCUCCAAUCAACCCGCCAUCACGCCAGUACAAAGCUCCCCUCCACGCACCAUCCCCAAGUCCACCAUCAAAGCCCUCCCUACUGUCCGCGAUCACACCAGUGACGUGCUUGGAGAGGAAGGCGAUGAAUUCGUUCCACGCGAAUACGAUGAUGCUGGCGAGAAGAAGGUUGAUGCACAGGGCUACCUGCAAGGAGGGCGAGAGUACAAAAUUCGCACCUUUACGCUUCCUGGCAGAGGUCCUAAGCUCUUCAUGCUGGCUACUGAAUGCGCCAGGCAGCUUCAAUACCGAGACUCAUACCUUCUCUUCAACAAAAACCGCUCACUGUUUAAGAUUAUUGCCAGCGUCAAGGAGAAGGAAGAGCUUGUCGCCCACGAGAUCCUCCCAUAUUCGUACCGUUCUCGACAGAUUGCAGUGGUGACGGCACGAUCCAUGUUUCGUCAAUUUGGAAGCCGAGUCAUUAAGGAUGGCCGGAGGGUGCGAGAUGAUUAUUGGGAAGCCAAAGCCAUCAAGCAGGGCUUCACUGAGCAGGAUGCUGCAGGAGAGAAACGCCCUGGGGCUGCGCGGGCCCGAGAGGCCGCGGCGCAAGAUCAAUUGAACGCCAGGGCUCAAGUCGCUGCUGCCUAUGGGGACAUUGUCUACAGCAACGGGCCAGCCUUCGGUGUAGAGCAACCACCCCCGUUGCAGGCAGGCAUCGCCUCGACCAUGGCCCAACUUACGUCGUUUGAUCCUGCCUACGACUCGAGAUACAAGGACAUCGUUCGACCUCGCCACGAGAUUAGUGGCCCGCCAUACCAGGACCUUACCCGGUCGAGCUCUGAUGCUGAAUUGACUAGCCAGGCAGGACAUGCGGCUGAUUUCAGCAAGUCCAUCAAUCAACAGAACCGCUACCGCCGUAGCUUGGUGGAUGACUAUUGGCGCAGAGAGCACAAGCAACCAAUUGCAACUCCUCCUCCGCCCGAGACUGAACUUCCUGCUGCUAGCCACUCUUACUCCUCUCCACGAUUCCAUCCCAAUGACCUGCCUCCACAGGGUAAUCCCAUUGCUCACCAAUCACAGUCUUCGCAGCCAGGCAUGAAUCCUCCUUCGUAUACUCAUCAGCAGCCUCCAAUACAGUCGCCAGUCCGCCAACCAAGUCUGCAGGCCUUCCCUCGAGAUGGGGCGCAGUUCACCCCUCAACAAGCACAAUUUCAAAGGGCAGGUUCCAAUGUUUCUGUGGGACCACCUCAGCAGCAACAAGUUCCUUUCAGCGGUGGAACAUUUUCACCUCAUGGCUUGAGCCAGCAGCAACAACAACAACAGCAGAGCUGGGGGGCCCCACCACCUCAACCUCAUCAAUCUCCUGCUAUGCAUCGUAUGAGCACACCACAAUUCUCGCCCAACUUGGCUCAGGGACAAAUUCCAUCACCCAUGGGUGGCGUAAACCACCCGAAUGCGUCACCUCAUCAGCAACAGAUGCAGCCACCGCAGAUGCCCAUGCUUCAUCAUCAGGGGAGCUCUGGUGGGAUGGGUGGCCAACAGUUGUACGGUCCAGGAGCUGGUCUUCAAGCAAUGAACGCGGCUGGGUAUGGAAAUCUCGGCAUGGGCCAGCGAGGCAUGUAUGGAAUGGGAGGUCAAACGCAGUUCAUGCAACCAAAUCCUCAGCAUGGCCAGCAAGGCUGGCCUGGGCCUCAGAGCCAGGGUCAACCAGGUGGACAGUGGAACCCGGGAUUCCAGUAGAUGGAGGGGCCACUACUAUGGUGACUUGGGAGGACGAUGGUGGCUGCGAAAAGCUACUUGCACAGACAGUGCUUUUUGAUAUCCUCGAGGUCAUGUAUGCCGGGUCCACAGAACCACCGUGCAUCGUUGGCCAUGGACGGGAGUUUUCACAUCUGGGAGUUUGUGUCGUAUUUUGAACAGCAUGUCAGUUGGUGCGGCUCACCUGAGCCUUUAUUUCUUUGCACAUUUGAAUUCCCUGCUGCGACUGGGUGGUGGAGGUGGCAGCCCCAAUGAGCUGUAAUCAAAGGUGAUGGUUGUUUUGAAUAUAUUUGCAGUGGGGGCACUGAAUGAGCUGACAUGGCGGCACGCUGUCACUUUGGGAGCUCACUCUGUUGGCCGGCGCAGACAUGUUGAGCAUGUCGAGUCAAGGGUGCUUGGAUGAGGCGAUCCACAGAUGUUACGAUUUGGUGAAGGCGCAAGUGCUGGUUUAUUCUUUGGUCCAUUUUGGGCAGCAUUAUAUCCCCCUUUCGAUGUAUAUUGCAUUUGCUUGGGCGGUGAAAGUAACGGAGCUAUUGUGGAAGUGCGACUGCGAUUUGGCCGAUGCUCGAUUGCAUUUGCUGGAAACGGGCGGAGUGCGCAUACUGGUCGUCUAAUGAUUUUGUCGGAUUCACGGGAAACAGGACCCUGCGAAAGACGCGAAGCGACGAUCAUGGAUUGAGUGAGAAACUACAUGUUGUGGGACUGUCUUUUCUGGAUUCUUUGCGGACGUCCACUCUGUCUUUCAGCUACACGCGUCACGGAAUAAUAUGGAAUAUGUUUAAGGAUUUAAACGUGAAUAUUGACCUUUUCACAACUGUCG
Exophiala mesophila is the source of this 3721-nucleotide messenger RNA. RefSeq lists its product as hypothetical. Lineage: Eukaryota; Fungi; Ascomycota; Eurotiomycetes; Chaetothyriales; Herpotrichiellaceae. The record is from RefSeq and is a predicted model, not a curated record. The transcript has 2 exons. Bases 1417 to 2883 code for a protein of 488 amino acids.